Messenger RNA from Setaria italica (foxtail millet), 2055 nucleotides. RefSeq names its product cytochrome P450 78A5. The transcript is spliced from 2 exons. The coding region runs from base 190 to 1779 and encodes 529 amino acids. Gene Ontology annotation, molecular function: iron ion binding; monooxygenase activity; heme binding. The record is from RefSeq and is a predicted model, not a curated record. Lineage: Eukaryota; Viridiplantae; Streptophyta; Magnoliopsida; Poales; Poaceae.
GCAGUGCUCUUCGUGCCCACCACUAGCUUCUUCCAAACUUACAGUCCAAGCAACCAACUCAACACAUCUCUUGUUUGUGUUCUCCUAGUAAUCCAAGUAAUAGUUUGCAUUAGCAACCAUAAGAUCACUUGUUGCACUUGUCACGGAUCACUAAAGACACAAAAAAGAGUGUACUUAAUUAGGUUAACUAUGGCCAUGAAGAUCGAACUAAUAAUCACCACCAUGAUCCCCUUGAUCUUCCUCAUGCACUUCACCACCACCACCAUCAGCCCUAGCGCACAGCCCUCAUGGCUCUUCUCCCUCCUGUCCAUCUCCCUCGCCGUGGCGGCGGUCAUCCUGCCAUUCGCCGUCACCACCCGACAUGCACGUAGCAGGAAUAAUGGCGCCGCCGCCGCCGCCAUCCCGGGGCCGCGGGGGUGGCCGCUGGUCGGCUCCCUGCCCGCCGUGUCCGGCCCGCUCAUGCACCGCCGCCUGGCCUCGCUGGCCGACACGCACGGCGCGCGCCGCCUCAUGUCGCUCACCCUCGGCGCCACGCCAGUGGUGAUUAGCAGCCACCCGGACACCGCGCGCGAGAUCCUCUCCGGCGCCGCCUUCGUCGACCGCCCGCCCAAGGCAGCGGCGCGGGAGCUCAUGUUCACCCGCGCCAUCGGCUUCGCCCCCGCCGGCGAGUACUGGCGCCGCCUCCGCCGCGCCGCGGGCGCCGGCAUGCUGUCCCCGCGCCGCCUCGCCGCGCUGGAGGGCCUCCGCUCCCGCGUCGCCGACGGUAUGACCGCGCGCGUCGCCGGCGCGAUGGGGAGGUCCGGCGAGGUGGCCAUGAGGGCACUGCUCCAGAAGGCAUCCCUGGAGAGCAUGGCCGGAAGCGUGCUCGGCCUCGAGGGCGGUGCGUUGAGCGAGGAGCUCGGUGAGAUGGUGAGGGAAGGGUACGAGCUCGUGGGCACCUUCAACCUGGGAGACCACUACUACACAACGCUGUGGGGCCCGCUGAUGGACCUCUGGGGGGUGGGGCCCGCGUGCAGGGGGCUGGCAGCUAGGGUUAGAGGGUAUUUUGGGAAGGUCAUCGAGGAGAGGAGGGUGGCAAGGGACUGCCACGACAGGGAUGACCUGCUCAGCUACAUGCUUUCACUGCCAGAGGAUGAGAGGUUGGAGGACUCUGAUGUGAUUGCUGUUCUUUGGGAAAUGGUCUUUCGUGGGGUGGACGUCGUAGCCAUACUCCUAGAGUGGACCAUGGCCCGCGUUGCUCUGCAUCCUGACAUCCAAUCCAAGGCGCACGAGGAGAUUGAUGCAGUGGUGGGUGUCCAUCGUCCCAUCACCGAUGCGGACAUCCCCAACCUGCACUUCCUCCAAUGCAUUGUCAAGGAGACCCUCCGUAUGCACCCACCAGGGCCACUCCUAUCCUGGGCACGUCUGGCAGUGCAUGACGCCCGUGUGGGUAAGUAUGUCGUGCCUGCAGGGACCACCGCUAUGGUGAACAUGUGGGCCAUAUCCCAUGAUGAGGCUAUUUGGGGAGACCCAUGGGCGUUUCGACCAGAGAGAUUUAGAGUGGAGGAUGUGAGUGUGUUGGGCUCCGACCUGAGGCUAGCACCUUUCGGGUCGGGCCGAAGAGUAUGCCCCGGCCGGAUGAUGGGCCUCUCCACCGUGCAGCUUUGGCUGGGUCGGCUCUUGCAAGAGUAUGAGUGGUCGCCGGCCAAGCCCGUAAAGCUUGCAGAGUGCCUCCGCCUGUCUAUGGAGAUGAAGCAACCCUUGGUCUGCCGUGCAGUUCGUCGUGGAGAAGCUGCUUAAUCAACUAAACUUCGAUGGUGAAAUGCCAGCUAAGCUUUGCUGUAAAUUAAAGGAGGAAGAUGCACCGAUGUAAAUAAUCCAUGCUGGUUUGUGUUUGAGUAAUUGUGUUAGUAUUUGUAAGAUUGUAUCUAUGUACUGUAAUGUACCACACCUGUACUCUAGAGGUGGCUACUAGACUUGAUCGAGCAAUUUGUACUAUUGUUAUAUGUAUACCUGCCUUAUUGGACCUUUUUUUGUUUUGAUCAAUAAAUUUUCAGUACCAAUAGCUUUUAUUUC